CUGGUGCAGCAACUUUUCCCCGCAUAUUUCCCCCCCCACCAGAAUAUGUCGUUGACCAACACAAAGACGGGCUUUUCUGUAAAGGACAUUUUGGACCUUCCCGACACAAAUGACGAAGAAGGAUCUAUCACCGGAGCCGAGGAAGACACAGAGGGAUCGGAGACCAAGUCCACGACGAAAAACACUGGAGUUUUGGUGCAAAGUCCUCGAGAAAGCAUUCAGAACCUGCCUUUAAAGAACCCCUUUUAUGACAGCAGUGACAAUCCUUACACACGAUGGCUUGCUACUACGGACAGCAUUCAGUAUUCAUUGCACGGUCUAUCCGCCAGCUCUCAGGACUCGGCCAAGUCCCCGGAGCCGUCCGCGGACGACGAAUCGCCGGACAACGACAAGGAAACUUCCAGCAGCGGCGGCAGCGACUCCGGCAAGAAGCGGAAAAGGAGGGUGUUGUUUUCCAAGGCGCAGACCUACGAGCUGGAGCGCCGCUUCAGGCAGCAGAGGUACCUGUCCGCCCCGGAGAGGGAGCACCUGGCCAGCCUCAUCCGCCUCACCCCGACCCAAGUGAAGAUCUGGUUCCAGAACCACCGGUAUAAGAUGAAGAGAGCCCGGGCCGAGAAAGGUAUGGAAGUGACCCAUCUCCCUUCUCCCAGGCGGGUGGCCGUGCCCGUCUUAGUCAGGGAUGGAAAGCCUUGUCACACUCUUAAAGCUCAGGACUUGGCGGCCACUUUUCAGGCCGGGAUCCCCUUCUCGGCUUAUAGUGCCCAGUCACUCCAACACAUGCAGUAUAACGCGCAGUACAGCGCCGGGGCCACGCCACAGUUCCCAUCACAUCACUUGGUGCAAACGCAACAGUGGACUUGGUGAGAGAAAUUAUAGAGACUUGGCUUGGAGGCACGAUAGGGAGUUUCACCACAAAGCAAAGCGAGAAAAAAAAUAAAACACAAAAAACAAAAAAGACUUUUCAUUUUUGCAGCUUAACUCAUAUAUAUACUACCCUUUUUAUUCGGGGCUCAUGUGUGCGCCGUGUUUACAUGUUUUCGUUAAGAGAACUGCGUCCGAACCUCUCCCUGAUAAAUUUUAUUAAGAAUGUCAAUGCUCUUCUUGUGAAUUUUUUUGUAAAGUAUGUUGUGUGUUGGUU
Molecule: messenger RNA, 1138 nt
Organism: Pseudoliparis swirei
Lineage: Eukaryota; Metazoa; Chordata; Actinopteri; Perciformes; Liparidae
Gene: nkx2.2a
Product: NK2 homeobox 2a
Exons: 2
Coding region: 46-864 (272 amino acids)
Biological process (GO): regulation of transcription by RNA polymerase II; cell differentiation
Cellular component (GO): nucleus
Molecular function (GO): RNA polymerase II cis-regulatory region sequence-specific DNA binding; DNA-binding transcription factor activity, RNA polymerase II-specific
Source: RefSeq, a predicted model, not a curated record